Molecule: messenger RNA, 9425 nt
Organism: Mugil cephalus (flathead mullet)
Lineage: Eukaryota; Metazoa; Chordata; Actinopteri; Mugiliformes; Mugilidae
Gene: cspg4ba
Product: chondroitin sulfate proteoglycan 4ba
Exons: 10
Coding region: 488-7684 (2398 amino acids)
Source: RefSeq, a predicted model, not a curated record
CUGAGCUACUGUUCCCCAUCAGUUUCCCUUGUGGAUGAAUAAAGUCUAAAGUGAAUUGAUUGGAAUUGAAAUGUAUUCCGCGGGCACGUCCCUGAAGGUAAAGGACAGCUCGACUAUGUGCAUUUAAAACCGCUGCCCACAUUUCCACAUUUCUUUCCCACCUGGUGCAAUCGUUUAGUGGAAUAAUAAGCCUGCAGCAUUUUCACCUCUCCGCCGUCUGCCUUUUAUUUUGAAAACAGGGAUUAGAGUUAGGCGGAGUUUGACGAGGGGUCGGGGCUUCACUCCGGGGUCCUGCUCAUUGGGUCUGCUCCUGCUCCAGCUGCAUAGCUCCACACUCACUUUCCCUGCCUGGUUUCCGACCGUCUCAAUCUACCGCACUGGAAUUUUCUUAUGUUACCGAAGCGUUGAAGCAGAGAGAAGCAGCAGCCUGUAAAUAUGUAACCGCACAAUCCUCUGACAUUAGUGUUUCCGUCGAGAGAAGAAAAAGAUGGACUCUGCUGUGAAAAACACCUCGAAGAAGUUGUGGCUCGGCAGUCUGCUUUGGUGGUCGCUCCUGGUCCAACUGGCGUCGGGAGCUUCCUUCUAUGGCGACGGCUUUGUACAGCUCAAGGCAACAGAGUCGUCGGACCAUAACACGCUUCGUGUUCGCUUCCGAACCUCCAGCACCAACGGCCUGCUGUUUCUGGCCGCUGGCAAGACCGACUACUUCCUACUAGAGCUCCACGCUGGUCGCCUGCAGCUCAAACUGGACCUUGGAUCAGGGGAGCAAGUGUUGGAAUCUGAGCGAGGCACCCAGCUCAACGAUCUGGCCUGGCACUCUGUAGAGGUCCACCACCUGCAAGUCAAUGUCACUCUGACUGUUGACAGAAACUCUCACUCGACUGUGAAGAUUCCAGGAUCCCAUCACAAUCUCGACAUAGUAGAUGGUCUCUAUGUUGGAGGCACAGGGGGCUUGGAUAGACUUUAUCUGCCCAGAGUGGUGAUGGGCUUCAGAGGCUGCAUGGAUGAUGUGGUCUUUAAUGAGUAUGACUUGCUGUCAUCACUGAGGCCCUAUAAUGGACUCAAGAAUGUCCAUGAAGUGUCUUUAGGCUGCAGCCCCCAGUUCUUCGCCACAGAGGAGGAUCCUAUCAGCUUCUUCAGCUCCAGGGCUUACAUUUCUCUUCCAACCUGGAAUACCCAUCAGGAAGCCGUAUUUGAGUGUGUCGUGCACACCUCGGCUAAAGAGGGAGUUAUCCUCUACAGUUCAGCCAGAGAGGGGGAUUUUGUGGCUCUAGAGAUUCAGGAAGGUUUGCCGGUGGCCAUUGUCGGGAAAGGUGUAACCAAAACCGAGCUUCGUUCACUCACAGUUAUUAAUAACAGAAAAUGGCAUUCCGUGAAGUUGCAUUUCAGUUCCAAAAAUCUUGAGCUAACUGUUGACGGAGAGAUGGUGAAAAGCGUUAUUGGGUCUCGUUCAAAGCUUAAAGGUCAUCUCUUUGUUGGAGGCAUCGAUGAUGGCACUAGAUCUGAAGCUAGAAAGGUGGGGCUUGUCUCUGUUUCUGGAAAGCGUGUCAGAGGAGGUUCCUUCAAAGGAUGUUUAAAGGACAUCACCGUCAACAGAGUUAAGAUGGGUCUGUCUAAUGCUGUAGUUACCAAAGAUAUCUCAGUUGGUUGUGAGCCAGAGAGAGAACCAGAAUCACCAACCACUGUGAGUCCCACAAUUAUACCAGGAUCCCCUUUUCAUUUGGUGACGCCAACACCGUCACUACACAUGUCCACCCUCGCAAGGGGUUUGGACAAAAAAUACGGCCCGAACUUUGUGCAACUUAGAAAUCUUGUAGUGCAGGAGGGGGGCCGAGCAUCUCUGGAGGCCAAACACAUCAAGGUUCUCUUGGACUUUAAGAAGCUUGGCAUUCGACAGUCUCAAAUUGUGUUCCGAAUUCGGGAACAACCCGUGCGAGGUCAGAUAAGGCUCGAUGUUGACCAGGACCAAGAGGAGAACACAUUCAGUAUGUUGGACCUUUGGCAUGAGCGAGUAAUGUACAUCCACGGAGGCUCUGAGGAACCAGAUGACUUCUUCAUGUUUUCAAUUUUCUCUAGUAGCAGAAAGCAGGUUCCUGAUUAUCUGAAUGGCAACAAAUUGUAUCGCUACAAUAUUUCUGUGACUCCCACCAAUGAUGCACCUGAAUUGAGUCUCCCUGAAGGAAAUCUCUUUGUCCUCUUGGAGAACUCAAAGAAACGCCUCACUACAGAUGUUCUGAAGGCCACAGACAUUGACAGCAACUACACUGACCUAGUCUUCUCUGUUCUUGGGAACCUAAAUGCUGAUGCAGGAUAUUUAGAAAUCGAGAGCAACCCUGGCAAGGCAGUGACCUCAUUCUCAUAUUUAGACUUGGAGGAACUGAGGGUGUACUAUGUUCACACAGGAGUUCGAAACUCAAGGAUAGUUCUUAGAGUUAGCGAUGGAGAAAAGGUCAGCAACACUGUGGUUUUAAGAGUUAUGGCUAUAACUCUGGAGUAUAAGAUUGCCAAUAACACUGGUCUUGAGGUCAUUCAAGGGGAAACAGCUAUAAUUGGUUCAAAGCAGCUGGCUGUGCAAACCAAUGCUGCGAAACAAGUUAUAGACAUUCGGUAUGAUAUAAUUGAAGCCCCACAGUAUGGAGAACUCCAGAGACUCCACUCAAGUGGCGAAUGGAGGCCUACUGACUCGUUUUCGCAAAGGCUCUUAGAAAAAGAGCGGCUCAGGUAUGUCAGUACUUACCAAGACAUCCAGAUCUAUAAUGCCACAGAUUACUUUAAGUGCAAAGUUACCGUGGCUACAAGGGCAACCACUGAAAUACUCUUUCCAAUCACUGUGAAGUGGGUGAAGUAUUUUCUCGCGAGGAACGUUAUGAUGGACUUGAAUAAAGUUAGAAAAGUGACACUAAACUCAGAGUAUCUUUUCGCUACAGCUGAAGGUGUGGCCCUCUCAGAGGAUGAUCUUUACUUUCGGGUUCUCACCACACCAAAGAAAGGAAAAAUCCUGCUCGACUCCACGGUCCUGAAGAAGAACUCCACCUUUAGCCAAAGAAAUGUAACAGAUCUAAAAGUCCACUACGAGCUAGUUGACAGACCUUACGAAGAUACAACCGACAGAUUCAAAUUUCACCUUUUUUCAAAACAUGCUCAGUCCCAAAACUAUGAUUUCCAGUUCUCCAUUAAAGCUGACGUCAACAGCGUGUUCAUGAGAAAUGAAGGACUUUUACUUCAGGAGGGAGAAAGUAAAGUUAUCACAAAAGAUGAGCUGUUUGCAGAGACCCUGAGUACAAAGGAUAUGUUCUACACGGUCAUAAGGAGCCCCCAACAUGGAAAGCUGGUUCGUAUUGCUCAGUCAAAUUCCAAUGCUAGCUAUGACAAUAUCUUAACCUUUAGUAAUCAGGAUAUAUUAGAGGAUCGGAUAAUGUACGUCCACGAUGACAGUGAAACCACUCAAGAUGAGUUCACUUUUAUAGCCUCCACCAGCCAAGUGUUCAAAUCUUACAUUGCAGAAGAUGAGAUUGGCUCCAAAGAAGGAACGUUCAAUGUAUCUAUUCAGCUGCUGAAUGACCAGAAGCCGGUUCGUGUUAUCGAUAAAGUUUUCCAUGUAGUAAGGGAUGGACAGAAGUUACUCACUAUAGAGGAUUUGCGUUACCACGAUGCUGACUCUGACUUUGAUGACGGCCAGUUGAUAUACACUCGACGUGGAAUACCAAUGGGAGACCUAGUCCUGGUUAAUGACACCACUCAUCGGCUGUUCCAGUUUCGGCAAAAGGAUCUGGAAGAAAAGCGAGUGUUGUUCAUUCACAAAGGUGUGAGCACGGGCAGGUUUGUGCUCUUUGUCUCGGAUGGAAAACAUUUUGUAUCAAGCCUUUUAGACAUCAGUGCACAUGACCCGUUCUUGAAGGUGGGCAACAACACCGGCCUCUUGGUUCAAAAGGGACAUUCGGUGACCUUUUCCACUAGCAACUUCAGCGUCGUGUCAAAUCUGGACAUCAGAGAUGACAAGGAGGUCAUCCUAAACUUGGAUGAAGCUCCCAAGUUCGGAAGUCUUUAUCGUGACCAAACAAAGGUGGAGUCGUUCACACAGUCUGACAUAAAGGAAGGGCUGAUCUCCUAUCGGCACAAUGACAGCAAACAUCUGGCAGAUUAUUUCAGCCUCAUGGUAAAAGCUAAAGGUCUUCAGCUUGUCGUGAAAAUCAGUGUGAAGGUUUAUCUGGAAAGUCAUCAGAGGCCGCCCAUCGUGCAGCACCGCAACAUUUUACUGGUGGAAGAGGGAAAACCGGGGAAGAUUGAUGAAACUAAACUACAGGUCACCCACGAGGACAACCUGCCAUCGGAGAUUGUGUUCACAGUCAAGGUGGCCCCAUCUCACGGCUUUAUCCGGCGUUUCGUCGAGGCGACGGAGCGCUACGUCGGAACCAAACAGUCCCCUGUCAGGACGUUCACCCAAGACGACAUCAACAGUGGCAACAUCCAGUAUGUGCAGACGGAGCCCAACAGAGUCGGCGACACCUUCGUUCUCGACGCCACCAACGGGAUCACUGACGUCUGCAACAUUACGAUGGCCGUCGACAUCAUCCCACUCCUCAUCCCGCUUCAAGUGUCCAAUUUCACGCUGAACGAGGGCGCCUCCAAGGCACUGACCCAGGAUGUGCUCAAAGUCAGCAACAGACACUUUUCUGGAAUCAACUUCUUUUUUAGUUUGACUGAGCCCCCCCAGCACGGUCACAUAGAGCACUCUCGACAUCCUGGUGUGCCCAUAACCACUUUCACCAGGAGGCAGGUGGAGCAUGAGUUCAUUUACUACGUCCACGACAGCAGCGAAACCUUAGCCGACAAUUUCACCGUGGUGGCCAAUGACACGGGCCUGAGGAAGCAGAGUGCAGCCCAGACGGUGUACAUCCAGGUUACAGCUGUCAACGAUGAGCCUCCUGUUAUUGCAGCCAACAGGGUCCUCAGGGUUUGGGUGUCCUCGGUGACGGAAAUCGGGCAGGAGGAUCUGAGAGCUCAGGACCUGGACACGCCCCCGGAGGAGCUGCACUUCAUGGUGACCCCACCCAGCAACGGACACCUGGCCCUGAAGAGCGCCCCCGUGAAGGCGGUGCUCAACUUCACCCAGGCCCACAUAGACCAGGGCCAGCUGCUGUUUGUUCACAAAGGUGCCAUGUCCGGAGGAUUCAGCUUCCAAGUAAAUGAUGGAGUGAACUUCUCUCCCAGACAGAUCUUCAGCAUCACUGCCAAAGCCUUAGUUCUGAUUUUGGAGAAAAACCGUCCGCUCAGGGUGUUUCCAGGUUCUUCCACCCCGAUCACAAAAGAGGAUUUGCGGGCAGUGACCAACGACAUGACCAACGCCUCGAGCCGCAUAAUUACGUUUAGCGUGAUUCGACAUCCUAAACUGGGCCGUCUGGUGAUGAGGCAGCCUGAUAAUUCGACGGUAGACAUCUCCACUUUCACACAGGACAUGGUGGACAGGAAGGAAGUUGUGUAUAUUCAAACCCCCAUCGAGUCAGUGGGCUGGGAAGCCAUGGACUCCAUGACCUUCUCUGUAGCUUCGCCUCCUGCGUCUAUUGACAGCCAGACCUUUAGAGUAGACAUCUCAUACGAGAAUACUGGACCUGAACACUACACGGUCCUUCUCGCUAACACAGGUGCUGAGGUGACAGAAGGGGACAGUGUCAUCAUUGACGAGUCCAAGCUCGAUGCUACUAACCUGAUGUCCAAGCUGCCGACGCCUCAGCGGGGCUCCAAUGAGGUCUGGUUUCAGGUGACAUCUCUCCCUGAACAUGGUGUCAUUGUGGUGGGCGAGAGAAACCUCACCAAGGAGAAACCCAACUUCUCCCAAUUCAUCGUCAACAAAUACGGAAUCACCUACAGACACGACAACUCGGAGACAACUCGUGACUCUUUUGUAUUUACCACGUGGCUCAAUCCGAAGGGCCAAACUGCACAACUCCCUCAAGAUGACAGCGAUGUUGUUGUGGAGCGUUUUAACAUCACGAUCACACCUAUAAAUGAUCAGCCGCCUUUGCUGAAAACUAAAGCUCCGAGUCUGAAGGUGGUACAAGGAGAUACGGUAGCUAUCGGGCCUGAGAAUCUAAAAGUUGAAGAUUUCGACAAUCCUCCUGAUGAUAUUAAGUUCUCUGUGAUUAGCCAGCCAAGUAAUGGUUACCUAGCUCUCGGUGGAAGUUUGAACGAGUCGAUAGCUGCCUUCACCCAAGGCCAAAUCAAUAACAGAAGUGUCUAUUUUAUCCACGAUGGAAGCUCUGUCUCGGGGGUGUUCUACUUCAGUGUCACAGAUGGCCAUCAUAAACCUAUAUAUAAACUUUUUAAUCUAGAAGUGACGGAAAUCACCGUAUCCCUGGUCAACUGUACUGCGCUGACUCUGCAGCAAGGUAGUACUUCAGUGACUCUGACCCAGGACAACCUUGCUGCUGAGACCAAUGGUAAAAACGCCACGAUCCACUACCGCAUUACAAGGCCUCCGCUCUUUGGUAAACUUCUGAGGGACAGCCAAGAGGUUACUCAAUUCAAACAAGGGGAUCUACGGGAUGGAAGGUUGUCCUACCACAUGACCUCCCUUUCCUCUUCAGAUGACAGCUUUGAGUUCACUGCUUUCACUUCUGAGGCAAAUCUGACUGGCCAAGAGCUUAACGUCACUGUCAGUCCUUUGAUCCAGGUUGGCAAAGGUUUGAGGAUUCCCAACGGGAUUACUGUCAAACUCAACCCUAGCUUCCUUAAUGCCUCUGAACUGGCUAAUAUUAGUGACAGUGACCCUGUCUUUGAAAUUAUAUCCCAUCCAAAGUAUGGGAAGGUGGUUCGGAAAAAAGCUAAAGGGUCCAGGGAAGCUGAGUCCUUCACCUAUCGGGAGGUGGUGGAGAAGAAGGUAGCCUUAGCACUGAACGCCAACAUGACUGGAGUUCAAGAGCUGAACGACUCACUGGUGUUUGUGUUGAAAGCUGAUAACGUUCCACCUGCUAAAGGGGAGUUCCACUUUGCAGUUGUGCCAUAUGAUCCAGCAUUUUUUCCGACCACAAAGAGUCCCGCUCCAACCACAUCAUCCGUUCCUCAGACACCAAUCCAGCCGUCCAGAAAUGGAACCGCUUCCCCGGUCUUGUCUACAGUAUUUCUCUCCACCCAGCAACCAAGCAAAAACCAGCAAAAAUUCAAGGGUCGCAGCCGCUGGGGGAACUCCAACAGAACUAGCGUUUUCAGUACCACUCUUGGCAAACCCCCUCAAACUGAGGAGUUCCCCUUUAGGAACACACCAGUCCGUGUAGAGUCUUACCCUCAAAAAUCCUCCAGUCCGCUCCUGGUCAUCUUACCGCUGUUGGCCCUGCUGCUGCUUGUAAUCAUUUUUGUGGUUCUGGUUGUCUUUCUUCGACACCACAGGCAAAGGAAGCAGAGCACUGCUGCACCGCAGGAGCUAACCACCACCGGCCUUCCAAGCAGCGAGUCUUACCAGGGCCAGACCCAGAGAAGCACAACUGUUCCCACUGUGACUGUCACUCCUUUAAACCUGAAUUGCCCAGGGAGCCCUGUUCUCGAGCGGUUAAUGAGUCAGGGCUCGGCUUAUAACACCACUGAUUCAAACAUGCUCAUGAGCUCUUGGAGUAAUGGCUCCGAGGCAGCAUCUUCCCAAAUUAUUCGAACCGCCACACCCACUCUGCAAAAGAAUCAGUACUGGGUAUGAUUUUGCACAAAACCAACUAUUAAUAUACAUGUUGGAGAAUACCGUUAACAGGCUUUGAUAUCAGAGUGACAUGUUUUGCACAUUUAACUGUCACCUGCUGCAGGUACUGAUCAGUGUUUUCACGUAUAAAGAUUCAUUGCUAGAGACAAAUCCAGAAUUAAAAGUGCGGAUCAAUGGCUCAUUUUGGCCUCUUUUAUUUAAUUUCUUUUUUAAGUCCAUAACUACAUGACUAAUUUUUCUCAUGCUCAUAAGCCCUAGCGGCACAUAAGUCGUCUAAUGGCAAUUUGACAAAGUCAGCAACUAGUUGAGGGAGAGAGGUGAAAUAUUUAGCGGGCUAAAGUUUUUAUGAAGGGCUGGAGGAGGCUUAGCUAGAGCUAAAAGUUCACCAUAUGACCAGAAACACAUCUCCAGCAUGGUGAUAAUCAUUCUCUGAGUACACAGGAUGGGUGAUGUUUAGUUCUUAUGUCUCUGUUGGCCAAAAUUGUGCAUUGCGCACUUUCAAGGAUUGCUAAAGCUUUGAGUUUUCUGUGUUGCAGAAUCCACUGCAACUCCAGUUUACAGUCCAACACCACCCGCAGUUGUACACAGAGUUCUUGGGAGAGAAUUGACUCACUUGAGUGUUCACUAAGUGGUUGCCUCCACUUUCAUUAUUACACAGGAUGAAUGUUACAAUCCCUUGUGCCAAGAUCCGAGGCAAGACACGUUUAGAAACCCAGUUCAACUGAAAAACCGACCAGCAAACUAACAGUCACCUACCAACUAGCAACCGGCAAGAAGACACCAGCUAACUACCCCAGCCAACAACCCCAGCCAACAGUUGUAGUAAAUUAUACUCUUGUGUCUGUGCCUGGUAUAAUCACUACCCGUUAUCUGGUCCUCGUGCAUGUCGAAGUUUCUCCCGUUGAGGGUUACAGCACUCAGACAGGAAGAUGACGCCAGUGACGGCUCGAAACUGUGAAUUACGAAGACUGACGUGUUUCUGGCACAGAGCAUUUCAACUGAUUGUGCAGAUUUUAUAUUGUUUUUAUGUAUUAUAUGUUAUAGUAUAGCAGCUUUCAUUGUAAACUCAGGUACUUUGUUAUUUUUGACCGUUGCAUGUAUCGUCGCAUUAACACUACCGGACUGAAUAUUUUUUUAAAAAGCCCCUCAGAUGACAGCGUGGCCGUUCAUUGAAAUGUUUUUUUUUCUUUGUAGGCCAUUCUUCAUGGUUUUAUUUUACUACGUACAGUAUUUUUAUAUUUUAAAGAAGCACGUGCACACCAAUCAAGGCACUGAUGUUCUAUAAAAAUGCACAGAUAAACUAAAUUCUCCCCACAUUCAGCACAAUUAAAAUUCUUUUAUAAUCUGUCUAGGGGUGAAGAGAUAGUGGGACCACAUACCUUUGAGGACACUGAGCUGCUAAUGCUUACCCUAAGACACUGGGAUUGACCUGAAAUCUUAAAUAAUCUUCCUUUGACUGAAACAAUCACUGGUAUUUAUAAUAUUAUUUAUCACUGAUAAGCCUGUGUGAACAUUGACUACUAUAGGUUGACACUGUAAUGAUGUAUCUACUGUAAAUUGACACUACUGCUAUGGGAGAUGAGAGCUCCGCCCAUAAACCACUGUAUACGUAUAUUAUGAAAUAAUUUUUGUACUGAAGAGAACUGUCUGUCCAGUGUAUUCCAGUCUCAUCUGAACGAUGUAGCUUUACCGUGUCAUAUUUAUUUAUACCGUAUUUUUAAUAAACCACUUUUAAAGAGCA